This is a messenger RNA of Ornithorhynchus anatinus (platypus), 2661 nucleotides long. RefSeq names its product transmembrane channel like 1 (gene TMC1). The coding region runs from base 1 to 2661 and encodes 886 amino acids. The transcript has 21 exons. Gene Ontology annotation, molecular function: mechanosensitive monoatomic ion channel activity. The record is from RefSeq and is a predicted model, not a curated record. Gene Ontology annotation, biological process: detection of mechanical stimulus involved in sensory perception of sound; vestibular reflex. NCBI's taxonomy places the organism in Eukaryota, Metazoa, Chordata, Mammalia, Monotremata, Ornithorhynchidae. Gene Ontology annotation, cellular component: plasma membrane.
AUGACAGAAGUAAAUGUGGGUAUGGUCUUUGCAAACAACAAACAUGGAAACAUGGUAGCCCAGCAAGGGACCAUCUUUGUGUGUGCUAAUGGGGGUGUGGAUUUCACAUUGGCGUUUUCGACCAUGCAGGUCCCUGUGGAAGUUGAAGCAAGAGGAAUUGAUCAUUCAACCCAUGUCAUCAUUCAUUUCUUUUUGACAGUGCAAAUCGUUGUGGAGGAGGAAGAGGACAGCGAAGACAGUUCAAGCCAGGAUGAAUCAGAGGAGGAAGAAAAGCUGCCCCGAAGAGAGAGUAUGAGAACAAGGAGGAAGAGGACCAGGGAUGUGUACGAUGACCACGAGCCAGAGCCUGAACCAGAGGAUGAAGCUACGAGACUAGAAAGGCAAAAAGAGAGGCGGAGGAAGAGAAGGAAAGGAGCGGAUGACGAUGAGGAAAUGGAUGAAGAGGAACUGAACAAACUGAAGGCUGAGCUAGAUGAAAAGAAGCAGUUAAUUGCCACAGUAAAAUGUAAACCAUGGAAGAUGCAAAAGAAACUAGAAGUCCUGAAGGAAGCCAAAGCAUUUGUGGAAGAAUUUGAAGGGCAGCUUGGGAAAGGCAAAGGAAAACGGUGGUUUGCAUUCAAGAUGAUGAUGGCCAAAAAAUGGGUAAAAUUUCUGCGAGAUUUUGAGAAUUUUAAGGCAGCCUGCAUACCGUGGGAAAGUAAAAUCAAGACAAUUGAAAGUACAUUUGGCUCCUCAGUUGCCUCCUAUUUCCUGUUCUUGAGAUGGAUGUAUGGCGUAAACAUGGUUAUGUUUGUUCUGACACUUGGCCUUAUCAUGAUACCAGAGGCAACAAUGGGUAAACCGUAUGGAAGUUUACCUAGAAAGACCGUACCAAGAGCAGAAGAGCCAACAGCCAUGAACUUUGGUGUUCUGUAUGACUUCAGUGGCAUGGCACAAUAUUCGGUUCUCUUUUAUGGAUAUUACAGCAAUCAGCGAACAAUCGGAUGGCUGAAGUUCAGACUGCCACUUUCCUACUUUCUUGUAGGAAUAGCUUGCAUAGGAUACAGCUUCCUUGUUGUCAUCAGAUCGAUGGCAAAAAACAUCGAUGAUGAUGGAGGUGGGGAUGACUCCACUUUUAACUUCAGCUGGAAAAUGUUCACAAGCUGGGAUUUCCUGAUUGGAAAUCCUGAAACAGCAGAUAACAAGUUUUCCUCCAUCACAAUGAAUUUUAAGGAAGCUAUUCUGGAGGAGCAAGAGAGUCGGAAAGAAGAAAACGUUCAUUUGAUCCGAUUCCUGAGGGUUCUCGCUAACUUCUUCGUGUUUUGCACACUUGCCGGCAGUGGAUACCUCAUCUUUUGGGUUGUGAAGCGAUCCCAGGAGUUUGCGCUGCAAGACCCAGACACACUUGGGUGGUGGGAAAAGAACGAAGUGAACAUGGUCAUGUCACUGUUGGGAAUGUUUUGCCCAACGUUAUUUGAUCUCUUCAGUGCUCUAGAAAACUACCACCCUAGAAUAGCACUGAAAUGGCAGCUGGGGCGCAUCUUUGCUCUUUUUCUGGGCAACUUGUACGUCUUCAUUAUCGCCCUGAUGGACGAAAUCAAUGUCAAGCUUGAAGAGGAGCGACUGGUAAGGGAAAACAUGACUAUAUGGGAAGCUAAUAUCAUCAAAGCUUACAACGCCUCAUUGGCUGAAAACAGCACCGCCCCUCCUUUCCAAGUGCAUCCUUCUGACGUUCCAAGGGGACCCUGCUGGGAAACAAUGGUGGGCCAGGAAUUUGUGCGACUGACUGUUUCUGACACUCUGACAACCUUUGUCACCAUUCUCAUUGGUGACUUCCUGAGAGCCUGCUUUGUCAGGUUUUUCAAUUACUGCUGGUGUUGGGACCUUGAAUAUGGAUUUCCCUCCUAUACUGAAUUUGAUAUCAGUGGCAAUGUCCUGGGACUGAUCUUCAACCAAGGAAUGAUCUGGAUGGGAUCUUUUUAUGCUCCUGGCCUCCCAGCUAUCAACAUAUUACGUCUCCAUACCUCCAUGUAUUUCCAGGGCUGGGCUGUGAUGUGUUGCAAUGUUCCUGAGGCAAGAGUCUUUAAAGCCUCCAGAUCGAAUAAUUUCUACCUGGCCAUGCUGCUCUUCAUCCUCUUCCUGUCCACGAUGCCUGUGCUGUACAUGAUCGUCUCCAUUCCGCCAUCUUUCGACUGCGGCCCAUUCAGUGGCAAAAACAGGAUGUUUGAGGUCAUUGGAGAAACUCUGGAGAAAGAUUUCCCCUCUUGGUUGGCGAAAAUCUUAAGCAAGGCCUCAAACCCCGGACUCAUCAUCGCCAUCAUACUGCUUAUGGUUUUGACAAUCUAUUAUCUCAAUGCUACUGCCAAGGGACAGAAGUUAUCCAACCUGGAGCUAAAGAAGAAGAUGAAAAUGCAAGCAGAGGAGAACAAACUGAGAAACAAAAAAAUGGCAGCUGCAAGAGCAAAAGCAGCACAAGGUAGGGAAACAUCAUCUGGCUGGGUAUUUUCUGCAACUAGAUUCUAUUGCUUCUCCCCUGUGUUUCAAGGAGGCAGAUUGGUAAACCGUUCUCCUGACAGUGGCCUGAGGGCCAUUAGUGGCCUGUGGAGGAGACUCGUAGACCUCAUUAUGGAUCAUCUUGGAGCCCGAGAAACACUUCAGGCCCUGUUCAUUAGGAAUGAUUAG